Lottia gigantea (owl limpet) is the source of this 456-nucleotide messenger RNA. RefSeq lists its product as hypothetical. Gene Ontology annotation, cellular component: membrane. Gene Ontology annotation, molecular function: zinc ion transmembrane transporter activity. The transcript has 5 exons. The annotation marks the transcript as partial. The record is from RefSeq and is a predicted model, not a curated record. Lineage: Eukaryota; Metazoa; Mollusca; Gastropoda; Lottiidae. Gene Ontology annotation, biological process: zinc ion transmembrane transport; intracellular zinc ion homeostasis.
CAGGUAACAGGUUAUUUAAAUUUACUAGCUAAUGUUAUUGAUAACUUUACUCAUGGUUUGGCUGUAGGAGGCAGUUAUUUAGUUAGUUUAAAGGUUGGUAUGGUAACAACAAUAGCUAUAUUAUUACAUGAAAUUCCUCAUGAAAUUGGAGAUUUUGCUAUUUUAUUAAAAUCUGGUUUUAACAGAUGGAAGGCAGCCAAAGCACAAUUAUUAACAGCGUCAGGGGGAGUAAUUGGAGCUUUAACAGCUUUAAGUGCUGAAUCCCCAGAAGCAGCAGGUAACAGAACAGCAUGGAUAUUACCAUUUACGUCUGGAGGAUUUUUAUAUAUAGCUUUAGUCACUGUUGUACCAGAAUUAUUACAAGAAAAACGUGGAAGGGAAUCAAUAAAGCAAGUGAUAGGUUUAAUAUCAGGAGUGUUAUCUAUGGUAUUAGUUACUGUGUUAUUUGAAGAGUGA